GUUCUCUAGACGUCUAUGUGGUUCUAAGGUGUGUAUAAUCUCUUGCAUUUUGACCUUUUGAGUGGUCCGUUUAUUACUUUAAGAAGGGCAUUGGAGCCAUUUUUAGAGCAUAACCAACUUUCGGGCUGAUUAAUUUUUUUCGUUGUGAUUCUAUUAUUUUUACCCUUGUCCUCGGAGCCCUUGUUAUUUAACAGUUUACGUGUUUUAAAGCUUGGGAAAAACUUUCGCGAUUUUUAGAGAAAGGUGAUUUUUCGCGAUAAUAACUUUUGCGAAUUUUAGGUUAAAUUUCUUACCGGGCAGAAAUUGUCGCGAAAAGGGGCCAAAAUCGUGAAAAAUCGCGAAAAUUUCUGCCCGCGAAAAUUUCUGCCCUUAAGGUACACGCUAAUUUUCGAAAAAUCCGGACAUUGAGCUUAUUAAAUCGUUUCGUAGCCCCUUUAAUAAAUUUUGAUUAUCCUUUUUAUAAAACGAUUUGAAAUUGUUAUUAGAUCAUUCAUUCAGGUUUCAUUUAGGCGGGUUUUUUUGUUUGUUUUUGUUUUGUUUCGUUUUGCCUAUGUAUACUGCAUAUACAGGCGAAACAAAAAGAAAGUUCAAGCAACAAGUUCAAGAACAUAUGCGCGCAGUGAGAAACGGAGAUGUGAAGAAAAACGAAAUUGCGGACCACAGCUGAAGCAGAAGUCAUCAGUUUAAUUGGGAUGAGAAGAAAGUCAUUGACAGAGAAUCCAGAACAACGCCUAGGAAGAUAAAAGAAACCACCAACAGUGUAGAACGUGACAAACACAAGCAGCAUCUUGUAUCAACUUUCUGAGAUUUGGUUACCAGCCCUACAGAAGAAGUAGUUAUCUCUAGCUAGGUCCAAAAUUGUUAAUUACCGUAAUUAACUGUAAUUAUCAGCUUGUUCUUGAUUGGUUAAUUUUUAUGAAUUUCGAUCCUCUGCAGUUAUAUAAAUAUAUGCUCAACAUCAUUUAACUUAGUCCAAUGAUGGGAGAAGGAUCUCCCGAAACGUCGCCUACUAAACUAUCAUGUUCAAGAAAUGACUUUCUGCAGUAAUAUGAAUACUGAACAGAAAAACUAAAUUAAUAUCUUCAAUAACAAUAAUUUCCCGUGACAUUCCGUGCAUAAAUUUAUAACGAAACAAAUUAAAUUGGUUAAAAAACACAAAACAUUUACAUUCCCAUACAAUAGCUAAUUAACUCGUUUUAUUUAUCACAUGACUUGUUGAGGCAAUUAAAUAUGUAAACAAAUUUUUUACAAAAUACGGAACAUGAUUUUUAGGGGAUGUUUUAUAGGCGCUUUUCAAUAAGAUUGUAGAAAAUGUAAUCGACUUUGCCUGUUUCAGACAGACAGAUAUAGUUUCCGUAUUAUUAUAUAAGAUAUGAAUACUUUUGCAUGUCCAACUGCAUUGGUUUUCUCAAUACAUUGCACAGAUUUUUCUUGCAUUUUCCUUCCCCCUCAGAACAUUUUUUUCCAUUGCUAUGGCAGUUCAUACUUGUACUACUCGCCAAAUCCAGAUAUGCGACAUGGUUUACCUGUAAUCUCAAUUUGGGGUGCGAUAGUUGGUGUUACAUCUAAUCUCCAACCUCGUUCCCAGGGCCUUUUGUCUCUGAUCAGCGCUGCGCUUAUUGAUAGGCCUGACAAAAGAGACAACUUGUCCUGGGAUCGAGGUUGAUCUAAUCUCCUAUAUUAAUACCCGUAUCAUAUCUUUUGCAAGAUGAGUUUUGGUAAACGUUCAAAUAUUAAGCAUGAGCAACGCGUAUCUAUUCACAGUCAGUUUUGCAGUAUCACUUACGUUGUAGUAAUAUCUUUACUUACAAUGUGUACUAGGAAAAUAGAACAACUUUUUCUCACUAUCAUUUUCCUAUCAAAAAAAAAACAAAAACGGUGAGUAAUCGAAUACCGUAAUGGGCUAUGGAAAACAAUUCUUUUAUUUAAUGAAUCAACAAACAAUGGUUGCAAGUUUAUAAUUUAUAACGAAACUUUAAAAACUUCUUUGUAAUAAAAUAAACCGCUUAGAAACAUAUUCACAGAAAGAGUUGGAUUUAAAUGUUGAGUCAAGUUGUCCAGAUUAACCUUCAACAAAAAAUCAUGGAUGCAGUGAAAGCUUUUUGUAGAGGAUACAUAAACAUCAAUUUUCCAACAAUAAAACAUUUUAAAGAGAUAGAUACAGAUCGUGUUGCUGAAGAUUUGAUGAGAUAUGCAAUUAAAUCUGCUCUUUUAAGGAAGAAAUUAAGUGAGGAUUCGCAUUGGCAAGAGAUUCUGUCACAAAAAGAAUACGACGUUCUUUUAAAAUACAACCAGUUAAAGGUCAGGCAAACCAUCAAAGAUCGUGAAAAUUCUACUGUGACUGAUGUUCUUUCAUACAGAAUGCACAUAGAUUACUUUAGACUUGACCUAUCUUACAUUUGUAUGAAGUCUUUAAGUAUAAUUCUUGAUCCUAAAGGUGUAAUAUUUGGGAGAAUGAAACCACAUGGAUUUACAAUUCUCCAUGAAGUGAUAAACGACCACGAGUUUCACUAUGAAAGAGGUUCUGACUGUAGCUGCUCCCUUAUUAAAUUCAUAAUGGAUCUUGGAGCUGAUAUUACUGCGAAAGAUCACCAUGGUAUAACGCCUUUCACUGCAGCUGUAAAUAUGUUGUUGCUAUCUUCCGUGGAGGUAAUGCUCAGGACGGGAAAGAUCAGUAGUGAUGAAAUCAAUUCAGCUUUACUCUCUAUUACAACUGUACUGCACGACAACGAAAAAGAUUUUGGAAAAUGUUUGAAACUAUUGGAGGCAUAUGGUGGUGAUUUAAAUGUCAUUGAUGGCUAUGGUAAUUCACUUUUAAACCGUUACCUUUUCUUCAACAUAUCAGCGACACGAAGUUUAACUAUAACAAAAACGCUUGUUCAAAGUAGUCUAAACUGGUCUCGCAAAAACAACUUUGGACUUUCACCACUACAUAGCUGUGCUAACUUUUUGCUUGAUGAUAUCUCUGACAUCUUAAACUACCUUUGUAAUCUUAAAUCAAUAAGUAUAGACGAACGAGAUAAUUAUUUAAGAUCUCCUUUAAUUUAUGCAGUGAUUAAAGGAUCUAAGGCUUGUUGUGAUAUACUCCUAUCCAACGGAGCAAACAUCAACCUCAAAGAUAAACUUGAGCUAUCCAGUAUGCAUUAUGCAUCAAUACUGCAUGAUUCUAGUGUUAUUAAAUUUCUGCUGAGCAAAUCAGAUGCUGACAUACAUGCUAAAGAUCAUUUUGGUGAUAUCCCACUUGUUUGUGCUGCCGCAACAGGUCGUAUAGACAUUGUUAACAUGUUAUAUCCACUUCACAAUGUCAAUAGUGCUUUAUAUAACAGAUUACUGUCAGUGACAGACAUCAACGAUCAUUCCAAUGUUACUCGCACAAUACAAAUGAAAGAAGAGUUAUUUAACACAAUAGCUGCAGAAACGAAACGCUUUGAGUUAAGCAAGAGAAAAUACAAAAAGUGGUUGGACGAAAAAAUUAAAGUUACUGCCGAGGAAGAGAAAAUUAAAGGAAAUAUGUCAAACUUAAGAAGAUUCUACGACCUAGAAAAAUUGCGUAAAACUGAAAAUAAAGAAAUAAAGAACGAAGUAACAGAACUGAUGAAUCGGAUUGCCGAUCUUGUUAGACGAAGGGACGAAAAACUAUGUUUCGUUCCAGUUCUUUCCGGAAGUAAUGCAGAGGAUACAAAAGUUGGAGUACUUGAUGAAAUUGACUUUUUGUGUAACUUGGAACAUUUGUCCUCCCGUUUACAGGUUACGUUAUUGGAAAGCGAUGUGUUACCUGGAUAUGUCAACCUAAGAAUUGAAAAUACGCAGGGAGUUGACUGUACGUUUUUAUUGCAAGAAAUAAACCAAGAGUUUUACCUUUCUGUCAAUUACGUUGGUUCUCACUUCUUCGAUGCAUUUGCUACAGCGAUGUCUGACAUUGAAAUUUGGAAAGAUCUUCACCUGACAGGGUAUAACGAAUAUACUACCGGAGAGUUAAUAUCCACAAUUAAACUUAUAUGGAAUGGAAGGAACUAUAAAAAUCAGGUGAUUUCAAUCGAUCUUGUUCCAACAUUUUUCAUAAACAAAGACGUGAUACAGUCCCCCUGUUUAAAAAUAAUCAGCGAUCACCUAAACAUGGGCGAUGUUUUGAAGCAGAUAUCAUUGGUGGCUAAACGAGCAAAUGAUGGUUACAAUGAAAGACAAGACGUUCUAUGGAGAUCCUCGUUUUCCAAUGUUGAGGCAAAAAUAUUGCAAAUGUUACCAGAGAGUGCUCGAUCUGGUUACAAACUUGUUAAAUUCAUUCGAGAUGAAAAAAUUUGUCCCUUACAGGCAACGCCGAAGCAUUUCAUUUCCAGUUACUUACUGAAAACAUGUCUUCUACAUGUAGUGGUUAACGAAACGGAGAACGGUAACACUUCCCUGGAAGGAUAUGAUGACAAAGCUUGGAGUUCAAAGAUUCUAAGCAGACUGCAAUUGUAUAUGGAGACAAGAGGCAAUGUACCUCAUUUCUUUCUCGAAGAUGUGAAUUUAGUAACUUCUGAUAAAGAAGCUGUUUUAGCUUAUUGCGAGAUUGGAAAAGGGUGGUUAAAGCAUCCAUGGGGAUACUGUUACUAGUAAAUUAGGUUUAUGUGAUAAAUUAUGUUUUUUUUUAUAAUACGAUUCAAACUUGUUAUUAAAAAUUCAUAAAUAUCUAUUUUCAGGUUUAAGUUAGUUUGCCUUCUCAAAAAAAAAUAAUAUUAGCUAAAAUGAUGCAAAAAACUGGUUUAUCGUAUUUUUUGCCACAGUUGCUAAUAAUUAAUGUACUGACCAUAAAGAUUUUCAACUUAUACCCUCGAGGUUCCUUUCAUGUUUAACACGAUACAAAAUGCUUAUAUCAGCGCUUUCUACGUCAUGACGAGAUAAGCCCAGAUCGCGCUGUAUAGAAACAAUUUAUUUACUGACUUUAACCCUUUUUUCAAAAGAACGAAAAAAUAUUAAUUUUUAAAAUAAA
Messenger RNA from Hydractinia symbiolongicarpus, 4972 nucleotides. RefSeq lists its product as uncharacterized. Gene Ontology annotation, molecular function: protein binding. Bases 2041 to 4596 code for a protein of 851 amino acids. Lineage: Eukaryota; Metazoa; Cnidaria; Hydrozoa; Anthoathecata; Hydractiniidae. The transcript is spliced from 2 exons. The record is from RefSeq and is a predicted model, not a curated record.